Molecule: messenger RNA, 2604 nt
Organism: Chrysemys picta bellii (western painted turtle)
Lineage: Eukaryota; Metazoa; Chordata; Testudines; Emydidae
Gene: IL18R1
Product: interleukin 18 receptor 1
Biological process (GO): interleukin-18-mediated signaling pathway; positive regulation of type II interferon production
Molecular function (GO): interleukin-1 receptor activity; interleukin-18 binding; interleukin-18 receptor activity
Source: RefSeq, a predicted model, not a curated record
GGAGCCCGAGCCUUGCCAGGACGGGGGCGCUUUGCGGGCGGCUCCUUCCUGGCUGGCAGCCCCGGAGGCUGCUCCUCUGCAGGCGCCUGUUGCUCUGCCCCGGGGCGCGCUCCCUGCCCGGGGCGCCUCUGCUGUUCCCGGGGCGCUCGGCGCUUCCCCUCCCUGCCCCGGGCGCUUCUCCUCUCGCCCUCUGCGCGGGUGAAGCGGAGCCAGCGGAGCAGAGCGAAGCGCGUCUCCCUGUCAGGCCGGGUUUCUCCUCCUUCGCCGCUGCCCGCUGCCGCAACAGGAGCCGAGAAGAAGCUACAAGUAAGUCAAGAAAAUGGCUUUUGAAAGUCUGAUUAUUCCAUUUUUAAUGUUCCUCAGCAAAGCUACAACUGAAGAGCUGUGCCCCUUGCGUCGCUCCAUUGAUGUACUUGAAGGGGAAUAUUUUUUCCUUUGCUUCCCUGGAUCAAUACGAGAUAAUCUUCGCAGUAAAACAUACACAGUGACCUGGUUCAAAGAAAAUGAAGGAAAGAUUAAUUUGAUCCAAGAAACACACAGACUUGUUUUAAAUGGGAGAUUUCUGGAGUUUUGGCCAGCUGAACUCAGUGACCUGGGGAAUUACACAUACAUACUCAGCAAUGGAACGUACAAUGUCACAUCACAAAAGUGGUCCCUGAAUGUGCUCAAAAGAAGUAAAGACAGUUGUUUUAACACAAAUCAUUUAUCCAGGCAAGUUAAAGCUGCUGGAAGAAGUUAUACAUUGAAAUGUAAUGCUGUGCCCCACAAUAAAAAUGUCACCAUAACGUGGUACAAGAACUGUAACAUCUAUAACUCUACAAAGGAGGAGGAACUGCAUUUUCCUAGUUUAACAAUUGAAGACUCUGGGAAUUACACAUGUGAUGUUUCAAUUAGUCAUGCUGGAAAGGCAUUCAACGCCACAAGUACAAUAGAGCUGAUGGUGAAAGAUGAUGCAGCUGAAGUUGUUAAAUUGGAGAUAAUUGAACCUGGAGAAAUUUAUGUUGAAACACAAAUAGGUAAAGAGGUGAUACUCAACUGCACAGUUUUCUUGGGUUACUCAAAUGCUGCCAAGCCAACAUACCUCCUGCACUGGAUAGACAAUAGUUUAAAUUCAUGUUCAGAGAACACUAAGAAGGAACAAUCAAUAUGUGAAAAGGAAUAUAAUUUUGAUUCAGGAAACAAGAAGUAUGCCUCAAAACUAUUGUGGAUUAAAACAGUUAAAGAGGAGGACCUGAAUUGUAAUUAUACCUGUCUCUUGAAAACUACAAAUAAGCCACAAUUAAAAAUAUUUAAACUGAAGAAAGGGAACCCUCCAGAUCUCCACCCACAUGUAUUUACUACUGGAAUAAUCAUGGCUGUAUUCUUUACACUUGUUCCUGUGCUCCUGGUGGUUCUCUCUGUGAUAUUCAGAGUUGACUUAGUUUUAUUUUACAGGGACAUCACUGGAAAAGAUGACACAAUAGGAGAUGGAAAAGAAUAUGAUGCUUUUGUGUCUUAUCUGAAAGACUCCAUAUCUACCAACGUAGAAGAAAGAAAAUUUGCUCUGGAGAUAUUGCCCAGGACAUUAGAAGACCAUUUUGGUUACAAAUUGUGUAUAUUUGAGCGGGAUGUGUCUCCUGGAGGAGCUGUUGUUGAUGAUGUCCAGUCAUUUAUUGACAAAAGCAGAAGAUUAAUCAUUAUACUGAGCCGGAACUACAUUUCUGACAGAGCCAUGUAUGAACUUGAGACUGGACUGCAUAAGGCACUGGUUGAAAGGAAGAUUAAAAUAAUAUUAAUUGAAUACAUGCUUAUCAGUGAUUAUAAUGUCCUGCCAAAAUCACUGGAGCUUCUACCAUCCAGGAGAGUUGUGAAGUGGAAAGAGGAUAAGUCUCUUCCCUCGAAUUCCAGAUUUUGGAAGAACCUUCGGUACCUGAUGCCAGUGAAAGCUUCCAAGUCAAACAUCAGAAGUCACAAUAAUUCUGAGUCCUAUCUCAGAAGAAGGAACUCAAGCGACAACUGUGUGUUGGGAGUCUAAAACAUUCUUAGAACCAAAAAUUGGAAAAGAAACAUGCUGCCGAAAUGAGCACAUGAUGUUACUUACAUAGAAGAUAUUAAGUGCACAUGUUUUAGGGAGGCAACAUGGUCCAGUGAAUAGAGCACCGGCUGGGACUUGAGAGAUGAGACAAAUCCUCAGCUUGUAUAAAUUGUCAUAGCUCAGAGGGCUAGGUUAAUCCUGCCCCUCAUCCUUGAGGCUCUGACAGUUUACACAAACUGAGGAACUGUCCCAAGGAAUCUAACCUGACUCUGCCUUGGAUUCAUUGUGUGACAUGGGGGCAGAUCAAAACCUUUCUAUGUCACAGUUUCUUCAUUUCUCAUAGAAAAACAUUAAUUCUGCUUGCACACUUUUGUAAAGCAAUUUGAGCCCUGUGAAUAGUCUAUAUUUUCAAAGUAUUAUUAUUUAGAAAUGUGAUUACUAUUGUUAUUUAUGAUUUCUUUUGUGAUAGCAUGUAAGGACUCCAGUCAGGAUCAGAGCCACAUUGUACUAAGCACUAUACAAACAUAUAACACAAAGACAGUUUCUGCCCUAGGAAGCUCAACAUCUAGGAUUUAGACAAUAUAACACAA